Molecule: messenger RNA, 764 nt
Organism: Syngnathoides biaculeatus (alligator pipefish)
Lineage: Eukaryota; Metazoa; Chordata; Actinopteri; Syngnathiformes; Syngnathidae
Exons: 1
Coding region: 1-699 (232 amino acids)
Source: RefSeq, a predicted model, not a curated record
AUGGCCACAGGCAAAAGUGACCGAGCGUCCAAAUCGGAGACCUUAAAGGUCCUGGAGAAGUGCCGAAAAGAGAGGGAUGACGCCGUCUGCCGAGAACGCGUCUUGCGGGACAAACUCCGGCAGUGUGAGUCCAAGCUGCGCUCCGUCGAGACCCUGAAACAGAAGCUCAAGACCCUGACGGCGGACAACAAGGAGCUGAGGAAGCAAGUCAAGGGCCUGCGCACGGAGAUCGGACUCGACCGCAGCCCCAAGUACCACGGCAAGACCACCAAGGACGUCGUCAACGACCUGCUCGAGAAGGAGCGAGAGUGCGACGUCCUGAUCGAGAAGGCGGCCAGGCUCGGACUGACCGUGGACCAACUGACGUCCGAAUUGGCCAACGCGGUCACGUGCAAGGCGCUGUUAGAGGAGCAGGUUACGUCUCUGCACCGGAACCUCAAGGACAUGACCUACAAUCAGCGGCGUCUGCUCAAGCAGUGGGAGGACAGGAGGCUCCAGCGGGAGCAACGGGUCCUGCCCGCCCUCGCGCUCAAGGCCGUUCAGACGGAUGUGUCCAUCGGUGCGUCCCAAAAGCUUCCGGUCAACGCUUUCGAGACCGAGACUGGCGACGCAAAGACCGCAUUGGAGAGUCCGAGCUUUAGCACUUAUCAUAACGACAAGUCUUUAGUGUGUGAUGAAAAUAAAGAGAUUUACAACUAAUUUAUAAAUAGUAUGGAUGCUUGAUGGAAUUUUUUUCAGACAGGUAUCAGUACGAGUAUUCCCUU